Lachancea fermentati is the source of this 687-nucleotide messenger RNA. The record is from the annotation of a GenBank genome assembly. Lineage: Eukaryota; Fungi; Ascomycota; Saccharomycetes; Saccharomycetales; Saccharomycetaceae.
AUGACAAAGGACAUUCCAAACUACUCUACGAACUCUGACCCAGGUGUAUUGCGUAUUUUUGUGAUUAGGCACGGUCAGACAGCAGAAAACUCUAAGAAGAUUUUACAAGGGCAUCUAGAUACCGAUCUUAAUGACGUUGGCAUUGACCAGGCUCAAAAAUUAGGCAAGUAUUUGAGAGAAGAUAGAGAUAUUGUAUUCGAUAAGGUGUACACAAGUGACUUGAAAAGGUGCCAGCAAACUCUGGCAGAGAUUUUGAAAAGUUACAGUUCCAAACCAGAAAUAGAUGUUGAUGCUGGGCUAAGAGAACGUUCAAUGGGUGUCAUUCAAGGUAUGUAUCUAAAAGAUGCAGAAGAAUAUGCUGCUAAACAUGGUAAGACAUCUUUUCGCGAAUUUGGUGAGAAGGCAGAUGCUUUUGAAGAAAGAUUUACUGGCACAGUCGCCAAAAUUGUCGAAAAAUCUUCUGAUAUGAAGAAUAUCGCCUUAAUUAGUCAUGGGGGCUCUAUCAGGCAACUCUUGAAAUGGUUGGAAUAUACUGAUCUGGAUAUCACCAAGAUUAUUGUGUACAACACAUCUGUUACCGUUAUCGACUUCAUCAAGGAUGAAAAAGAAUAUCAAGUUCAACGUGUAGGUAACACGCAGCACCUCGGUGAGGGUGAAUUUAUUGUCAGUGAUCUAAGACUGCGUUAA